UCUCACGAAAGGCCACAAAACGAAAAAAAAACAUUCAAGACUGUAUGUAUAUUAAUAAAAUAUAAAAGAAUAUAAUAUAAUUUUGCGAACAUUCGAUUAGAACUACAAACACGCGUGUUAAAAAACUACAAACAUGGCAGAUAUGCGAGACCAACCGACGGACGUCCCAGGAAGACGGGCUUCCCGCGGUUGCUAUGCAACGCGUCUACAACCGCCGUGAUGCGCGCGGAAACGGAACAAAAGCAAAACAAACUGUGGAAAUUGUUGUAAUAAUUAAGUGUAUCUGUUAGAUAACAGGUGUUUGCUUCAAGGUAUCAGACAGAGACUCCGGCUGUACAAGAGUCUGUUUGGCGUCUCAUAUUGAGAGAAAUGGAGAGUUAUGAGCAGUUUUACAGCAGGACUCUGAACGCGCUGCUGCCGCCCGCCUGCAGUUCCUCACCGCGGCCGCAGAGGGCGCUGUCCACCAUUCACUUCCACGGCAGGAGACUCUUACAGCCUGUGGUGAGUGAAGCGCUGCGUGUUCAGAUGGCUGAGGACAGACAGACGGCGGUGGACAGAGACAGGAGGAGACACACGCCACACACAGACGCUCUCCUGGAGCGAGUGCAGCACAUCCUCAACAACAUCCAGAUGAAGAAGGUGCAUAAGGAGCCAGACAACACAAUGACGCCCACAUCAGACUCCUCUCUGACACUCGGCUCCAAAACCAGCCCGAUCCGCUCCUGCGUGAGGCCGUGUACGGCUCCAGCUCCGAAGCAGACACUCAGUCCCAGCAGCUCUCUGAAGAGAGAGACCCUCCGUCUGCUCAACCAGCGCAUGGAGAAGCUGACAUCUGACGAGUCCAGUGACCCAGAAUCCACUGAUUCCAGCCUGGUCGGGCUCUGUCUCAGUCUGACGGGCUCCUACGCCCAGUUACCCAGCCCUCAGCCCAGCCGCAGCCCUCUCACGCGGAGACCACGAGCGAACGCCUCCGCCGUGAACAUCCUCAUCUCCAGCCCCGUCAGCGAGUGUGAGCUCAGCGCCGCCGGAUCUGAAACACACCCGUCAGGAAUAAAUAAUGAACAACGUUUAGCUUUUAAAGCAUCUUUGCCGCCCUCUCCUGGUGCAGAAUGGAACUGCAGCGCUUCAGAGUUCAGUGACAGACAGCUGUCAGUCAUGACCUCCACACCCAGCAGGUUAGAUGAAACACAAGAUGUGAGAUGUGAGAAACCCAGACCGCCCCGUCGCUCACCUCUGGCGCCUCUCAACCGCUCCUAUGAUGUAGAGAAUCCCUCGCCAUCCUUGAACAGACCGCAAGUGGAUUCAGACGGGCCGAUCCAACACCGAUCAGAGACAGAGAGACACUCACAGCAGCUCCUGCACGAUCAGAUGAACAUCAAACAGCUCAGUGUGACACAAGACAAGACUGGAGUGGAGCAGCAGAUUCAGGCUUUGGAAAUGUUGCGUAAGCGUUUAGAGAGAGAACAAGCUCACCAGAUUUCUGAGCUUCUCACGGUGCAGGAGAGACAAACACGGCACCUACAGCAGGAGCAGCAGAUGAAGGCUCUCUGUCGUCUUACCGCCGUGGCUCGAGGUUUUCUGACACGCAGACUCCUACAGACGGACAAAAUCACACACCUGCGCAAAACCAUACAGGACUCCAGGGAUUUCAUCCGAUCCUUCCAGACAGAUUCCCAGCUGAAGAGAGUCUCCGUCUCCCAUCAGGACCUGUCCUUAUAUCAGCGCGUCACAGCUCUGCUGCGAUCAGCGCUGCAUGACGUCCAUCAGAUCUUCAUUGUGUGGCCUGUGAGAGACAGACUGACUCUGCUGCAGCACGACAGAGAGAUACGCAGAGAGAGGACACUCAGAGACAUGGACAAAGACAGUCCUGGAAACACACGGAUUCUGUCCUCGGCCACUCAGAAGACGCUGGACAGGAAGACUCAGAGGCAAGCCAAGAAGACACAAGUGAUUCCCAAGAGCUCAUCAGCAAGGAUCCUGCAGCCUCGUCUCAGUCACAACAGCGUCUGCUCCUCUCAGAGUGCGGUGAAGAAGAGAGACGAGUGUUUGGGAGCGAGACAACAACGAUCGCUUCACAGGAAGUAUCUGUCACUGGGAUGAAAACACACAUGAAUGAUAUGCACAUUUCACAAGUGCCUUUAUGACUCAAUGUUCAUUGCUCAGAAUGAAUUCUAAAAAUAAAUCUAUACAGUAAACUUCAUUAGUGAUUAUGCACUCAAUAUUCUUUGAAUGUACACAACCGUUCAAAAGUUUGGGGUCAGUAAGACUUGUAAUAGUCUUUAAAGAAGUCUCUUCUGCUCAUCAAGGCUGCAUUUAUUUGAUUAAAAAUAUAGAAAAAACAGUAAUAUUGCAAAAUGUUUUUACAAUAUAAAAUAAUGUUUUUUAUUUUAACAUACUUUAAAAUAGAAUUUAUUCCUGUGAUGAAAAGCUGAAUUUUUAUCAGCUGUUACUCCAGUCUUAAGUGUCACAUGAUCCUUCAGAAAUCAUUCUAAUAUGCGGAUUUAUUAUUAGAACGAUCAGUGCUGGAUAAUAUCAACAGUUGUGCUGCCAAAUAUUUUUUGGAACCUGUGAUUUUUUUUUUUUUUCAGGAUU
Labeo rohita (rohu) is the source of this 2592-nucleotide messenger RNA. RefSeq lists its product as uncharacterized. Gene Ontology annotation, biological process: centrosome duplication; centriole replication; regulation of cytokinesis. Lineage: Eukaryota; Metazoa; Chordata; Actinopteri; Cypriniformes; Cyprinidae. The record is from RefSeq and is a predicted model, not a curated record. The transcript has 12 exons. Gene Ontology annotation, cellular component: centriole. The coding region runs from base 370 to 2100 and encodes 576 amino acids.